UUUGCACCUCAAGCGGCAGUUCGUUUUGUGCGGUGCGCUCUUCACAUACCUGCGAUGCCCAAGCAAAAAUUCCGUACUCGUUGUUUCCUUGAUAUAACUAUUGAUGGUGCUCCAAUUGGUCGUAUUGUAUUCGAGCUCUUCAAUGAUCUGUGCCCGAAAGCUGCGGAAAACUUUAAGAAACUAUGCCAAGGUGCCUGUGGUUUAGGACUGAAAACAGGGAAGCCGUUGCACUACCAAGGAAGUGUAUUUCAUAGGGUUAUCAAGGGGUUCAUGGUGCAAGGUGGGGAUUUCAGCAACAGAGAUGGUACUGGUGGUGAGUCCAUCUAUGGAGGAACGUUUGCCGACGAGUGCCUUUCAACACCACAUGAUCGACCUUUCCUACUUUCAAUGGCAAAUCGUGGUCCAAACACAAAUGGAUCACAGUUUUUCAUAACAACCGCUCCGGCCCCUCAUCUGGAUGGAAAACAUGUUGUAUUUGGCCACGUUUUGUCUGGCGAAGAUGUCGUUCGUAAGAUAGAGGCGGUCCCUAUUUCAGAUACCAAAACUCACCGACCGGUGAAGCCGAUUGUCAUCGAUGCUUGCGGUGAACUUGUUCCAGUCAAAAAGAAAAAGUUGAAGGCAGAAGUCGGCGAGAAACAGAAGAAAAAGAGCAAGAAGCAGAAGAAGAAGAAGCACAAGAACGUCAGUGAAGAGUCUGAAAGUGCCUCUGACGAAGUUGAAUGCAGUGUGCGACCAGAGGAAAUUCCGGAAGUGCCGCCACCUCGAUUUCUUUAUCGCGGAACGCUCGAAGCUGACAAGAAACCCGAGAUUCAAUCGAAACGGGAUCAAAGUCCAAAGUGGGCUUUGCAGUCAGCAACACAAAGAAAAUCUGUAACUAGUCACAAUGAAUUUAACAUACUGCUAUCCAGGCCCGAUUAUCUUGAACCCGAAAGUGUGAUGAAAUUUCUGCAUAACGAGGGUCAUUUAAUCAAGCACAUAGCAGAAGCUGUCGGUCGUGAACUCAUGCGGGCAUCCCGUGAGCGUCAAGGCGACCGUUCGGGUCGUAAAGUGAAGGGCCGUGGCCGCUUAUGUUAUCGAAGUCGAUCGGGAAGCCGUGAUCGCAGUGUCACUCCUCCCCACUGGCGCCAAGCUAGUCAAAACACUCAGCGAAUGGAUAAAGAUGGUUGGCAAAUGUGGCACGAGCAACGAGCACAGCAGCGAAUGAAAAAGGCUCGUGAUGCUCGCUCUCCGGCUCGUUCGCCGGUAGCCAGUCCUAGGGACAAUACACGCCGAAAAUCAUCCACCUCACCAUCGGCAGUUGCAGUGAAUGCCCGUAAUCGGAGUCCUAGCGGUUCGCCUUCUUCUGCCAUCGAUGCUGAUUCCGCGGUUGCCGAGGUUACCUCUCGCAAUAUGCCUGUACCUCCUAAAGGAGCGUCCCCUAUACCUCAGAAACGACAAGACCUGCACUUACCCAGACAAAUAUCCAAGCGUUCUCGCUCUUCGGAGAGUGAACACAGUGAGUCCCCAAUUUCUCAGAGAAAGGAAAACCCUGACAGAUCACGCGAUGCAAAACGCCGACAGGCUUCCAAGUCACCCGAAGUACCGAGACGCGUUGCUGUGAGUCCGGAUGAUCGACGAGUCGUUAUUUCCAACGGCAAGUCCAUGUUUGAUAAGGAAGAGGAAAGUUCGCGCGCUGCCGGUUCGAGACUGGAGUUAGAUGCGAUGGUUGUAGAUGACUCAGAUGACUACUCCAUACAGACCAGGCCUCUGCAUGUGAAACGUGGAGAGAUCGUAAUCAAUCUUCCAGAAAAGUCUAUGGGCAAGGUGAAUGGCGAAGUUCGUGGUUUUGUCAGCGGAUCACCCACUGUUACUCCGAGACAAGCCCGUUCUCCCGUACAGCCAUCUCCGAAUAAGUAUGCAACAUCACCCACCUUGCGCUCUCCGCCGGCUAGGUCGGCUCACUCCCCGGAAAAUUUUCCGCCUUCACGCCCUCAACAGUUCCCAUCAAUGUCGCCGGCGUCGCGCACUUCUAGCAUUCGUUUACCUGCUUCGGAUCCUCGUGCCCCCCGCAUUACCCGUACUGAAGUGUCUCCACCAACCCAUCAAGCACCAGUAUCACCAGUCCCCACAAAAACUCGUCCCACUUCCCCUAGCCCUCUUCUGCAACGAGCGCAGAUUUCUCCAACGACUAUCCCGCUCCCACCGCAGCGUAGUCGUUUGUCACCUUCGACGAUCUCUCCUUUGUCAGCAUAUAUGGCGCGUUCAACCCGUGCUCAGCAAGAGCUUCUUUCUUCUCAAUCUGAGGUUCGCGAUAAGCAAGGCUCUCCUCCAGUCAUAUCAUCUCAGACCGCACAACAGGCCCGUGGGAAUUCACCCACAUGGCAAUCACUUAUUUCUGACGAGGAAAUCACUGGGCUUUCCAAACGUGUGGUCACUGCUUCACGUGGUAGCUCUCAUCACUCCUCUGCUCAUGAAUCACGUGCGGGUAAGAAGGCCGAUCGUAGUCAUUCUAGCCGCUCUCGGUCGAGUUCGCCAGAGAAGCCCCCGAAACGAUCUGCCCCUCGGAGUCCGCCGCCUCACCUUGUGGAAAAGUCAGAACGUGAGAAAGACAUUGAGAGAUGGCGGAUGCGGCAUGCCAUGUUAAGUCAAAAGCGCCGUGGGGCGGCUUCCGUUUCAAGCUCUUUCCACACACCUUCUUUGUCAUCCGAUGACCGAGCCCGUUACCUUGAUCGACGUAAAGUGCCCUCUAGCACCUUCCGUGCCUCACGAUCUCCCUCUGGUUCGUAUUCGCCUCCCCGCCGAAGGAGAGUUCGGUCUUCAACAUCUCACUCACGAUCUGGGUCAUCAUCCCACGGACGUCGUUCACACAUUGUGGAUCUGGAACAUCCCCGAUCACAAUCAAAAGGAAGCCAUGGCAGCCAUAGUCCACGCGCAUCUGGAUCUGAUGACUCAAGACGAUCGAAAUCUCGCAGUCCACCGUCGCGACAUAGAGUUCGUAAUCAGGGCACCUCCCCUGUCAAGCUUUCCAAGAGGUUAAAACGAAAACCUGUUAUUGUUCCAAUGGCAGCCGAGGGUGACCCUGUCAUCGAAGAAUCGAUUGAAACAAGUAAAUGGGAGAAGUCGCCCGAAUCCUCCAAAACAGCUGAAUCGCAACCUAGCACAUGGACCACAAGUCACUGGCAAAGCGCCAACGAACCAUCAAAGGCUACCCCUUCCGGAGCCCCUACCGUAACCAUUGUUGAGCCAGUCAAGAUGAAUGCACCUGCUGAACAACCUGCUGCCACUUCUGUUCUCCAGCGCCUGCGAAUGACACAGUCGAUGAGAGUGGAUGAUGAGGCAGUUUCCCUUGUGGAGGCUGCAGAAAUUAAGACGUCAGAAAAGUCACUUCCAGAAGAAGCGACUAAGCCAGCCGAUGCAGUUGCUGUUGCAGCUUCCUUUUCUUACCCCGUGAUAGCCAAACCAGCAGAUGCACUUACCGAAAUAUCCAAACCACAACCGGUGCCCGGAAAGACAAUUGAACAGACGCGAAAGGUGAUUGCUAUUCGUGGUCGAUCUAGUUCGUCGGGCUCUACUUCCGCCGACUCCUCAGCAUCAUCUUCCUCAUCUUCAUCUAGCCGUUCGUCCUCAAGGGGACGGGGUGCGACUAGACGUUCUGUUAGCCCGCUCACUCGUAGCUCCCAUCGGCGUAGUGAUUUUUCGGAUUCUCGCAGUCGAGGACGAGAUCCACAGUUCAUAGUGGAUACUCAAGCAAUCGUAAUCGCCGACGCUCUUGGUCACGAUCUGGUUCUCGUUCAUCCAGUGAUUCACGUUCACCAAGUUCUCGUUGGGCUGGGAGUAGUAGCCGACGUUACAGCUCUUCACGACAUCGCCGGGGCCGGCGGUCACGUCGCUACUCAGGCUUCCGACGACCGUCCUCUAGUCGAAGCUGCUCUUCUUCAGGCAGUUACAGUUCAUCUUCGAGACGCCGUUGAGCCUACCCACUUGAAAAUUAAACUGUUUAGCCACGAGCGGCUGAUCAGCAGUGUCGUCGACUCGCACCAACUGACAGUUAACAUUCAACUACUUUACAGCCUGACUGGAAUUCAGAUGCGUAUUAAAUUCGUCUCGUUUGAUGUUGCACCUAAACAUGACAGCCGAGUGAACCGCUUUGCGCGCUGUGUAACGUAUCACGAGAAUAACUUGGAAAAGCCAGGAACAGACAUUUUUAGGUUUAACCCUGUGAUAAUGUGA
This is a messenger RNA of Opisthorchis viverrini, 4209 nucleotides long. RefSeq lists its product as hypothetical. Gene Ontology annotation, molecular function: peptidyl-prolyl cis-trans isomerase activity. The record is from RefSeq and is a predicted model, not a curated record. Gene Ontology annotation, biological process: protein peptidyl-prolyl isomerization; protein folding. The coding region runs from base 55 to 4209 and encodes 1384 amino acids. The transcript has 22 exons. NCBI's taxonomy places the organism in Eukaryota, Metazoa, Platyhelminthes, Trematoda, Opisthorchiida, Opisthorchiidae.